Hippocampus comes (tiger tail seahorse) is the source of this 2162-nucleotide messenger RNA. RefSeq names its product periphilin-1-like. NCBI's taxonomy places the organism in Eukaryota, Metazoa, Chordata, Actinopteri, Syngnathiformes, Syngnathidae. Gene Ontology annotation, biological process: negative regulation of gene expression, epigenetic; negative regulation of DNA-templated transcription; protein localization to heterochromatin. The transcript is spliced from 9 exons. The record is from RefSeq and is a predicted model, not a curated record. Bases 455 to 1420 code for a protein of 321 amino acids. Gene Ontology annotation, cellular component: nucleoplasm.
GUUUCUCGCCAAGCGCUAUAAAACACCAAAGGCGAAGAAAAGAAGGUCGUCAUACGUAAACGCAGGGAUUAAAUGCCAUUUAAAUCCAAAUACAUGUGCACUACACAUACAGUAAGACGUACAUUUUGUUCGGCGAGGAGCUAUUGACUCCAGUGGGUUAUUUGGCCGUUUUUUCAGUGAUGUUCCUCGUGUCGGGUUUUGCUACUUCCUUGUGCGAUGUUAUGCUAACUAGCUAAUGGAUGCUAUUUGCCAACGUUGGCUCCCGCGCACUUCGGCAUCAAAAUACCGAGCGAAAUCUACCCAGGAUUUUGGUCAAGUUUGGUUAUUGUGAUCUCGUUGGAGAAAAACGUUGGGGGAAUUUGCAACAUCACCGAGACGAACAUUGUUUGCUUCUCGGGUCCUUCGUACUGUGCUGAUACAUCACCGUGUCAUAUCGCAGUAAAUCCCUACCAAAAUGCCAUUCGGACAAAGGUGGCACUCCAUGCGUAUGCGUUAUGAACAGCGCUACGAACCAGCGGAUACGAGAGAGGUGACAGUGCGCAGAGUGGUCAAUAUUUUUCAAAGGGGCACCUCCCUCCAUCCUCCAGUGGAGAACUAUGACACAGGAUUUGAAGAUGACCGGUGGUUUAAUGAUGACCCAAUGUACACCGGCGAAGAAUGUCCCAGGGACAAUAAUUACCCAUCAGAGCGAUACUUCAAUGACAACCCCAAUUAUGUCAGCUUCCACAGGAACUCUCCACCCCAUCACCCGGAGCCACCCUGUCAACGCCCACAUUAUGACAGAGAUGACUUGAGGCAUCAGAUACGCUCAAGGAAAAAUGGCCGACCUGGUCCAUAUUACAACAACAGGGGACGAGGCCACUCUCAAAAUCGAGAGGCCAAUAAUCAACUCAGGCACUCGCAGAAUGUGAAAGGAGACUGGGAGCGCUCAUCUGGGAAGAAGAAAAGCCAACCACCUGCUAAAAAAAACGUUUCUCCUGAGUCCGACAAAGGCUCUGCACACGCUCCAAAAACAAAGCCUGUUCCGGAACCAACCCUACCUCCAAGUGUCCCUGCAGAGGAACCUCCCCAAAUAUCUUCAUCAACCACGGAAAAGCCCUGCGAUUCUGUACCCGAGAAAGAGGAGGCGGCUCCUUCCAGGGCCGAGCCCGAAACGACCCAAGACCAAGAAUUAAAGGCGCGACGGUCGGAAGCCAUUAAAGCCAAGGCUCUGGAAAUCGAAAAGCAUUAUAGACAAGAUUGUGAGACAUUCGUCACAGUGGUGAAGAUGUUGGUGUCCAAGGAGCCCACUCUGGAGGAUCUUCUUCACAGUGCCCUGAAUGCAAACUUGUCCGAGAUGAAACAGAAUUGUUUUGCUGCCCUCAGGCACUAUCUUAAAGAACUUGAUGAACAGCUGGUGUUGUCGGACAACACAACUUAAUGUGACCAACCAGCGGUGAGGGUUUCUUUUUUCUUCUUUUUACUAACACUCUUUCCGUGGAAUGGAAAGAGUUUUUAUUCAGUUGUCUUUUUAUUUGUCAAAUCCCUUUUUAUGCUUCAUCAGAUUCAUAUAUCGACAUCAAGUUGGUAACAGCUGCACUUUUCCACUGAGCCAGUGUGUUUUAGGCUCCAUUAAAACGGUCAAGCUGAGAGUGUUAUUUGUCAGUGCAGCGAAAAUGGCUGUGUAAAUAUCGAAUUUAUUUUGUGGUGAAAGUACAACGGUGUUUUAUCUCGACAAUGACGUUUAUGAUGCUCAAAUCAAAGUUAAUGCGGGACGGGAAACUUUUGUGAUCGCAAUAUACAGAAGUAUUGCACUCGAAUUCGUAGAAAGUUGAUGUAUUUUAAGGUGACAUCAAAUUGUAUACCCAUUUGGAGUGCCUUGCUGCAUUGAUGACUUAUUUUUCCCCCCAUAUCGUAGAGGGAUGAAGCUUUCAUGAAAUUCCUUCAACUCACUGUAUCUUGUACGUGAUUGACGGUUAACCCACGCUACAUUCUGACUAACCAAACAAUGCUUGGUUGGUCAUCCAACAUCAACAGUUGUGCAUCAUAUGUCAUCAAACACUUGGAACAGUAUUGCGGGACCAAUCUAAGAUAGCUACUUUAGUCAUCUUAUUUUCCGACAUGCAUCUGUGUAUUAUUUGAAUUGAAAAAUACUCAAUAAAUAUUCGGAUUUUAAAAAGGUA